Molecule: messenger RNA, 597 nt
Organism: Onychomys torridus (southern grasshopper mouse)
Lineage: Eukaryota; Metazoa; Chordata; Mammalia; Rodentia; Cricetidae
Product: keratin, type II cuticular Hb1-like
Exons: 5
Coding region: 100-597 (165 amino acids)
Biological process (GO): keratinization; intermediate filament organization
Cellular component (GO): keratin filament
Molecular function (GO): structural constituent of skin epidermis
Source: RefSeq, a predicted model, not a curated record
CAUGAGUGAGUGUCCUCAGAGAUGAGGAUUUUGUGAGCUCUUCAGGUUGGAGCUAGGCUUUGGUGCUGAGAGGUGUGACGGAGUCAGAGUUCGUUUACCAUGUGUGAGGAGAUGAAGGCCACUGUGCAGAACUGUGUGCAGAGCCCACGGCACAGCAAAGAGGCCCUGAAUAGACUUAACCAAGCCAUUCAGCAGCUGAAGACGGGGCCCCGAGAACUAGAGAAAGCCAAAGAUGUGGAGGCCCAGCAGGAUGUGGCCUCAAGCAGUGCUAAAGGUAAACUGGCCUGGCUGGAGGCCGCCCUGCAGAAGGCCAAGCAGGAAAUGGCCCGGCAGCUGCGUGAGUACCAGGAGCUCAUGAUCGUCAAGCUGGGCCUGGACUUUGAGAUCGCCACCUACCGCAGGUUGCUGGAGGGCGAGGAGCAGAGGCUUUGUCUGGGACUUGGGGCAGGGAGUGCGGCUCCAGGCAGCGAUGUCCCUGGAGGUCCUGGAGUCUGUUCCCGUGGCCCGGACAUGAGCGCCCCCAGCGGUGUUUGCGCGCUCUGCAGCUCCGCAGGCUGUGCCGGGGGCUUUGGCUGCCUUGGCUUGCGCGAAUGUUGA